GACUGAGGAUCAGGAGUCCGAGGAGUGAGGGGCAGAACAGAGAGGAAUGGCUGCAAAGAAAUACUGCAUCUAUUAGGCGCUUUUCUUGGAGGGUCUCCAUGACAACAAUUUGCGAGGGCAAAGAAUGCGAUACCGGGGAGCUCAAUGCCUGAUUGGGGUGUAUUGUGUGGAGAAAGAGGUCGCUGAUUGGCCUGAAGAAAGCACCAUAACUACACGCAGUUUAUAUUCAUUCAGCUUGUUGAAGUGCUGAAACUAUUUUUUGGAAGAGCAGCAGUACUUGGAUACCUUCUAUCCAAGAGACGGUUAUGGAGUGAAUACAGCAUGAGGUGCUGACGGUAUGGCUUGACCGAGUUUUCCAAACUCGGGAUGACAGAAUGGCAAGCGCAGAUAGCGAAGUGAAAACUUUAUUAAACUUUGUAAACUUGGCAUCCAGCGAUAUCAAGGCUGCCUUGGACAAGUCAGCACCGUGUAGGCGCUCGGUGGACCACAGGAAGUAUCUGCAGAAACAACUUAAGCGGUUUUCACAGAAGUACUCAAGAAUGCCGCGAUGUCACGCAUACAGAGCGACGGAAUCGGGUAACGGAAAAGCAGUGGAGGACAAGUCUGGUGUGUACGCUUUUGAGACAGCGAACCGGAACCUCCACCGGUCCGGAAUAAGCGAAAAAUCAGGGUCGAAUGUGCACGCCGAGGACAGGGUCAAGCUCAGUCCGAAUCCCAAACUGGAAAGUGAUUACAACAGACAAGACCAGGUGCCCAUGAGAAAGCGACAGCUGCCUGCAUCUUUCUGGGAAGAACCCAGGUCUUCCAAAAGUAAACGGGAGUCUUUCCAGGUAACUUGGAGAAAGAGCCAAGCGUGUGUUUCCGCCGGUGGGCCUUCGGAAUCAGAGGAUGACAAAAUAAAGACAUUUUCUGAGGAUCCCAGAGCCAGUUCGAUUGUUUCUACCCAGCAUAUCGCUGCGGAAAAGGAACCCCUUAUCCUGGACAUGACUUCCGGAAGCAUGAAUUUAUGCGGGUGCUGUCCUUUUCAGUACCAUGGACACCACGUCUUCCAAAGCCAUGUUGUCCUUCCUCACUCGGGCUUCGUAGAACCUGGACUGUGGGGAAAGGCCACUGUAACCCAAGCUGAAGCACAGGGCAUCCACAAUAUACAAAAAAGUCACACGCACGUUGUGGUGAAGCCUAUCCCAACAAAACCAACUAUUCCAUCUCCAAUUUUUAGCGUGUUUGGAUUUAUUUAAAGAUCGAAUUUACGUCUGGAAAAAGCAAUAAGUGGGCUAUGUUGUAAAUAUGUUGGUUUUUCUUUGACAUUCGUUUUCAGAAACUCGGAGAGCAGUUUAUUUAUUGUGUUUUGUCCCCUCAUAGUUGACUAGCCCUGCGUUUACCAUCGUGAAGUUCCAUUUAAAACUGAAAGUUACAUUUUCAAAAGCACUUAGGUCAAGGAUCAAACAGUUUUGCUUUGAAUAUUACGAUUUUAGAAUGUGAACUUAAUGUGGUACUUGCCUUUUUGUCACUGCUGAGACCACUUUAUAAAGUAACUUAAGCUUACUUCAUGUAGGAAACUAACUUUACAACUACUAGCAUAUCUGAAAGUAGAAUAAAUCAGUACCUUAAAAUGAACACAAUCUCGUUGCAUCCUCUUGCUGUAUUUUAGUAUGAGAUUUUAAAAAAAUGUAAUGCCAAAACAAACACAUUUUUAACGACUAUUCAGAAAAAUGUAAAAAUAACCUAGAAAGCUCAGAGGUGGUAGAUGUAUUUUUCUAGCAUUAUUCUAUUUGUUGAGUUUGUUUGUGUGCACGCAUGUGUGUUGGGGGGAGGUGGGGGAGGUAGUGUCUCAGUCUAUGGAAUAUGCCGAUCAAAUGCAGUACAUGACUGAAUAAAUUGUGGAAACAUUUAUUGCUGAAAUACAGUAUUAAGUGUGGAGACACUGAUGUACAGUAAUAUUACACAUCUCCCCGGUAAGCCAAUAUACAGUAUGACCACUAACUGGACAGCUAGAAUUAUACAGAAAUUUCUAUAGAAAUGCAUACAGCUUACCAAAACAAAAAUCUAUUACCCAGUGAACCACUGAGAUUAAUACAUAUAAUUUAUUCCUAUUAGUCUAUGAGCAGUACUGGAGGAUCACUUAACAGAUUCUGCUAUACUGUCACAUCACAUUGUACACAACUUGACCAAUACUUUUGCAUAUAAGUAAAAACAUUAGGCUGACGAGGUAGAUAUGUUCCUAAUAUGGAGUAUGUCUAAUCCACAUUUGGAAAUGUGACAAACUGUAAGACUGUGUAGAAACAGCCUUUUAAAGCAAUAGAUCUUUCUACAAAAUACUGAUUUCUGUGUCCCGGAGUAAUUAUUCUUAAUACAUCUGUUCAACUUCACUAUCCAGUGCUCUUUAAAAAAUGUGUAUCUCAGCUAACAACCUUUCAGUUUCUUGCAGUGCAUUACAUAUAACAUGUAUUACUAUACAGCUGCCCUCA
Messenger RNA from Anguilla anguilla (European eel), 2468 nucleotides. RefSeq names its product protein FAM181A-like. The transcript is spliced from 2 exons. NCBI's taxonomy places the organism in Eukaryota, Metazoa, Chordata, Actinopteri, Anguilliformes, Anguillidae. The record is from RefSeq and is a predicted model, not a curated record. The coding region runs from base 375 to 1238 and encodes 287 amino acids.